CUCAAAACCCGGAUAACCGGAGCGCUCCCCAUGGACCACACGGCGGGCUCGCCCGUGGAGGAGCCGCCUGCGCAUGCUCCAUCGCUUGGUCAUUGAAAUUAUGAGACUAUCAUUCAAAUGGAAGCAUUAUAGUUCUUCGGGACCAUUAUGAUCUCAAAAGGAAAGGAGAAUGAUACUGAUACACGGGCUGAGGUGUUUUGAGGUGCAUCGAACUGUCCCAAGCUGUGAUUUACCUUAACAUGUUCUUGAAGUACCAUGGCGUGGAUUAAAAGAAAAUUUGGUGAGCGGCCUCCACCUAAACGACUAACUAGGGAAGCUAUGCGGAAUUAUCUCAAAGAGCGAGGGGAUCAAACAGUACUUAUUCUUCAUGCAAAAGUUGCACAGAAGUCAUAUGGAAAUGAAAAAAGGUUUUUUUGCCCGCCUCCUUGUGUGUAUCUUAUGGGCAGUGGAUGGAAGAAAAAAAAAGAACAAAUGGAGCGCGAUGGUUGUUCUGAACAAGAGUCUCAACCAUGUGCAUUUAUUGGAAUAGGAAAUAGUGACCAAGAAAUGCAGCAGUUGAACUUGGAAGGAAAGAACUAUUGCACGGCCAAAACGUUGUACAUAUCCGACUCAGACAAGAGGAAGCACUUCAUGCUGUCUGUGAAGAUGUUUUACGGCAACAGUGACGACAUUGGUGUGUUCCUCAGCAAGCGGAUAAAAGUCAUCUCCAAGCCUUCCAAAAAGAAGCAGUCACUGAAAAAUGCUGACUUAUGCAUUGCCUCUGGAACAAAGGUGGCUCUGUUUAAUCGACUUCGAUCCCAGACAGUCAGUACCAGAUACUUGCAUGUAGAAGGAGGUAAUUUCCAUGCCAGUUCUCAGCAGUGGGGAGCAUUUUACAUUCAUCUCUUGGAUGAUGAUGAAUCAGAAGGAGAAGAAUUCACGGUUCGCGAUGGCUACAUCCAUUAUGGACAGACGGUCAAACUUGUGUGUUCGGUUACCGGCAUGGCACUCCCGAGAUUGAUAAUUAGGAAAGUUGAUAAGCAGACCGCAUUGCUGGAUGCGGAUGAUCCUGUGUCACAGCUCCACAAAUGUGCAUUUUACCUUAAGGAUACGGAAAGAAUGUACUUGUGCCUUUCUCAAGAAAGAAUAAUCCAAUUUCAGGCCACUCCAUGCCCAAAAGAACCAAAUAAAGAGAUGAUAAAUGAUGGGGCUUCCUGGACAAUCAUUAGCACGGAUAAGGCAGAGUAUACAUUCUACGAGGGGAUGGGCCCCGUCUUAGCCCCUGUCACACCUGUGCCUGUCGUAGAAAGUCUUCAGUUGAAUGGCGGUGGGGACGUAGCAAUGCUUGAACUUACAGGACAGAAUUUCACUCCAAAUUUACGAGUGUGGUUUGGGGAUGUAGAAGCUGAAACUAUGUACAGAUGUGGAGAGAGCAUGCUCUGUGUUGUCCCAGACAUUUCUGCAUUCCGAGAAGGUUGGAGAUGGGUCCGGCAGCCAGUCCAGGUUCCAGUAACUUUGGUCCGAAAUGAUGGAAUCAUUUAUUCCACCAGCCUUACCUUUACCUACACACCAGAACCAGGGCCACGGCCACACUGCAGUGCAGCGGGAGCAAUUCUUCGAGCCAAUUCAAGCCAAGUGCCCCCUAAUGAAUCAAACACAAACAGCGAGGGAAGUUACACAAGUGUCAGCACAAAUUCAACCAGUGUCACAUCGUCUACAGCAACAGUGGUGUCCUAACCACCGUUUUGUUGCUAGGACUUAAACUGACUUUGAGUGCUGCAAAAUGUUGACAAAAAAGAGAGGUAAAAAAGGAACAAUCUUUGGUGGUUUCUUGGGAAAACUUUUCAUACCAGGCCAGGUUAUAUUAUUCAAAAACCCCAUUACCCACAAGUGCUGAUUUGAAGUUCAGAAGCCACAGUAAAACAAAACAAAGCAUCAAAAUGUACAAACUAUUGGAAAUCGAUUUUCUUCAGCUGUUAUUUUUGGUUGGGCUUUGUUUGGUUUUGUUUAAAUGGGCAAGAAAUAGAGAUGUGGCUGGAAUAAAAGUUAAUCAAAUCUAACAUAGUUUUUAUGGACCAAGGAACUUGUAUAAGCUUUAGUAAAAGGUACAUUUUCACCAUGCCUUUUUUUAUAUCACCAUAUAUAGUACAUCUUUGUUACCAAAUAGGUUGUUUUUCUCCCCGCCCCCCCUUGAGCUUUUGUUCUUAAUUCAUUCAGGUUCCAAGCCUGACCAUGCUGUUUAAUCUAAUUACCAUACCCUUCUAGGAUUUUUUGGUCUAAGGCUGGAACUGUUCUUUUUAUUUUUUAUUUUUUUUAAAGCUGAAGUCUUACGACUUUUCAUAAAUUGAAAUUGUCUUGAUUUCAGCAAAUCAAAUCUUGUAAAGGCCUGCAUACUUUUUUUUUAAAGAUUAUAUGAAGUCUGUGCAAAAGCUUUAAAAAAAUGCCUCUGCCUUGCCUGCGAUACGUGUAAUGUACAUUAACUUAGUCUCUGUUCUCAGACACUUGGCAGUUAUUUCCAUGUUUUUUUAAAAAAUGUAUUUAUAGUGGUGAGCCAAGCGAUUCUAACAUUCACAUGAAAUUAAAUGUGGCCAUUUAGUCAUGAAUGAGUUAAUGGCACAGAACCUGUUGGUAUUUGAAGUGUUCUCCCCCCUUUUCCCACACAUAAAUGUAUCUACAUGUUCCAGGAUUUGUUCAGGUUUUUUCCCUUCCUGAUCUUGUACAUAACUUGUAUUAUGUGUAAGUUAAACAUUUUAUUUUGAAUUUGUAAUGUUCCCAGUGAUUUCAUUUAGUAGGGUGUUUUCUGCCUCGUUAGCAUAUGACACAAAAAUAUCAUAGAAGUAUUUGCUACCAGGUGGUAGAUGGUGCCCGUAUUGUAUAAUGAGGAAAAUCUCAGCAAAAGCAUGUUUUUAUUUACUUUUUUUUUUUUUUGGUAGCCUAGGCCAAGACAUCAUUGUAACCUUAAAACAAGAUGCUCUUAUUAGAUGGUCAACUAAAAUAGCUGGAAACAGUACUUUAGAAGCAGAUAGUUGUGAGAUUAUACAAAUGCAAAUGUAACUUAUCUUUCCAUUUCUUCCCUGCCUUUUUUGGUCUUCUCUUCCCCAGUACUGAGCGUCUCCAAAAAUGUCUCCUACUCAGCAAACUCAGCAUUUCUUUUCCGUUCAGUUAAGAUUUGGUUGCAUUCAGGGUUGUGUGUUGGCCUUGCAUGCUAAGCUCGCCCGUUUUCACAUUGCUUCCAUUCCUGCACUUUGGUUAUGCCUUUGUUCGGUUUCUUAGAAACUACAGCAGACUCAUCAGGCUACAUUUAGUACAGGAGCCACGUGUGUAAUGUUAUAGGAUUCAGUCUUGUAAUACAUUCAUCCUCCUUAGAGUAAAAACUACCUCUAGAUUGUGGUAAGCUUUUACUGUCCCAUAAAACAGGAGCCACAAGUACCUUAUGAAUGCAAAACUGUAACUUCCUGCAGUGUUUCCAUACCAUACUUUGUCUUUCUGGUGUCCUGGGCUAUUUGGAAGUUUCUAUUGGUAGACUUUUUAAACAUCGCUGUUAGUAGCAUUUUUUUUUUCAGCUUUGCUAUCUUCAUCACUCAUAUUUUUGCUCAGACUUUGCCAUUGUAAAUACAAUUCCUAACGUCUUUAAAUCGCUUUUUCCUCAGUUUUCAAGGGGGAAGUCAUUUGUAAACACAUUAGUGGUUGAAUCAAAGUUAUUGUGGUUUCUCUUACUGUAAGCCUUUUUAAUUACUCACAGGCUGCUUUAUACUAUAUAUAGCCUUCUUUCUUCAAAUCUGCUCCAGUCACUAGCUUCUCUCUUGUAAGCUAAUCCAGCCUCACACUUUCGAUCUGUUUCACUGAUCAAGGGCAGAAUUCAUUGUGGCCUUAUCUUUCUUUGUGUUCACUGUUUACUGGCUGUUUCUUACAAACUUGCUUAAUUCUGAGUAGUAUUUAUUCUCUCUGUUGAGUCAUACAAGAAGCCUUUACACAGUGCUUUUUGUUCAGAGUGUGGAAAUGUUUUUAGUGCUGCUUUGUUUUUAAUGGGCCACAAGUUCCUUCCACUUCCCAGGUUUGGCAUUUAGUUACAGAAUUAUAUUAAAUUAAGUGAUAACAGAUGAGAUGCUUUUUGAAGAACAAACUAUUCCUUACCCAGCUUUGCAGCACAAAAUAAUUUUUCAAGUUUAUGGCUUUAUUAAAAUGAUCUCUUUUUUACUGUUUAAAUAUAGCUUAUCUUGACUCUGUUUCUUCGAAUAAGAUAAUUGAAAUAUUGAACUGUAAACUCUUCCCUGUUUGUUUUUCUGAAAAGUCCAAGAAUGUACUUAUAUAGGCAUUCCCCCCUGCUAUUUUUUUGCCGUCUGCAUACCACAAACUAAAGACUGAAAUGAUUUGUCCAUUGGUAGCUUAUGGUUUCAUCAGUUGUUCUUUUGACAGCUGCCUAAAAAGAAUUUUUUUAAUGGAUUUGUAAUCAUUUUCAGCCUGUCGUUCAUAGGAGCCUUGUCCUCCAGUUAUAGUAGAAGAUGGCCCCUCCCCCAAUGGCGGCAUCAUUAGAGAUGCCGGUGGUUUCCCUCGUCAAGACUCCUAGAAUCAUAACCGUGACAGUUCAAGUAUAGUACAUUUGAGGUCUUGUUUGGUUUUAAUUCCGUUUUAGACGUGUACCUUAUGCUGUCAUGAUUCUGUGCAAUUUCUAAAAAUGCGCAUAGAAGCUGAGUCUGUGAUCUAAUGUUUUUAAUAGUUCCAUUGAAUUGAUCUCAGAGAUUGGGAAGGCAAGCUAAAUGCUUUAAAUGUAAAAUGCCCUUUUUAUUUUGAAUAACUUCAGCGUUGAACACUAGUAUAAUAUUUAACCUGCUGCUGACUCUUAUUGAACUGUGGCAACUCAAGGCAUCGUCAUCUAUAUAUUAAUUCAUGAAAUAUUUGUCACUCUUACUGCACAGACUUAUUUGCAGUUAUAGCUGGUUAGUUUUUUGUUUGUUUUUCUAAGGAAACUGGUACCAUCUGUGCCCUCACAGAACAUUUCCAAUGCAGUUUUUGAGAACUAUAACUAACUAGUCAUGUUUAACUAGGUAGCCCAUGGUGGGGAGGGAGUUUGGUGUUCCUUUCUGAAGUAAAAUACUAUUCAAUUAUUAACCGAGUUACUUUUGAUUUCAAAAGCAGCUGUGUUUCUGAUGAGUACUGAACAAAUGUGUGUAAUUUUCUGUGCCAGACUUUUGACUUUGUUUUCAAGCACUGUAAUGUAGGAUGGAAGGUAAAAACAGUAAUAUAUUAGGGUUUCUAUUUAACCCUUUCAGGACUGAACUGUAUCUCCUUGUAUUAAUUUCUCCCUGUGUUGUGCUAAAUGUUUGCCAGCAUUCAGUACUCUGUUGGUCCAGGUGUAGAUUUAUGUGCUCAUUUUAGCUUAUUUCUUGUACCUUGCAGCAUGCUCUACACAGUCAGUCCUUAAGGGGUUUAUUUUUACAAAACUGUGCGCCUGUAAGGUUUGUUAGCAAUAAGAUAGAAAAUUGAGCAAGUUUAUACAAUAAUUUUGUAGAAAAAAUGAAUCUGCUCAGUUCCAUAUUUCAUCCAUGAGAUACCUGCAAUAGGGGCAGUUUCAAGGAAUAAUAAAAAGGAAAUGUAAACCA
This is a messenger RNA of Rhinolophus ferrumequinum (greater horseshoe bat), 5579 nucleotides long. RefSeq names its product recombination signal binding protein for immunoglobulin kappa J region (gene RBPJ). Gene Ontology annotation, molecular function: DNA-binding transcription activator activity, RNA polymerase II-specific; RNA polymerase II cis-regulatory region sequence-specific DNA binding. The transcript is spliced from 12 exons. The coding region runs from base 256 to 1716 and encodes 486 amino acids. The record is from RefSeq and is a predicted model, not a curated record. Gene Ontology annotation, biological process: regulation of transcription by RNA polymerase II; Notch signaling pathway. Lineage: Eukaryota; Metazoa; Chordata; Mammalia; Chiroptera; Rhinolophidae. Gene Ontology annotation, cellular component: MAML1-RBP-Jkappa- ICN1 complex; nucleus.